Marmota monax (woodchuck) is the source of this 5503-nucleotide messenger RNA. RefSeq names its product t-SNARE domain containing 1 (gene Tsnare1). The record is from RefSeq and is a predicted model, not a curated record. Gene Ontology annotation, cellular component: membrane; nucleus. Gene Ontology annotation, biological process: vesicle-mediated transport. The transcript is spliced from 12 exons. The coding region runs from base 2753 to 5017 and encodes 754 amino acids. Lineage: Eukaryota; Metazoa; Chordata; Mammalia; Rodentia; Sciuridae.
GGACAUGCACCUGCUGGAUUGCAGGUGUCCCCUGGGGCCCAGGGUGCUGGCCAGGAGGCAUUUGUGUACUCAGGCCAGCCUCCUCUGGCUGCUGUGACUCACUGUGCUUCUCCAGCAGGCUGGGCUGAGCAGACACAGAGGUGUCACACCUUCCAUCACUCAGCAGAAUGGACUUGCAAGCUGGAUGAGGUGGGGCCUACCGUCGAGGCCUGAUGGAGAGCAGGCCGCCCAGGGCUUCUCUUGCACCUGGCGGGUCCUGGUGCUGGGGCUGCUCAGCCCCUUUCCAGCUACCCCUCUGCAGUUGUGCCUGGAGACCCGAGUUCUGAAUCCCUUCCCACUUCCAUCUAAGGAAUCUCCCACCUCUCUCAGACCCUCAUCAAGUUUUCUUGUGCCCCUUCUCAUGAAAUCCAGCAGACCCUCUGCCCUUGGCAGCAAAUCACGGUAACUGCACCCACCCUCAGAGGCUAUCUGGGCCUCUCGUCCCCUGCCCGCCUUGCCUGGCCCUCCUGUGUUGACCCUGCGGCAGCUUCUCUUCCAGGAUGUCUCCAUAGGAAUUCACACAGCAGACCCCGCCUCUGUCCAGCCGACCCAGGGCUUUAGUCAUUUGCCGAGCUCCUUGGGGUCCUUCUAGCAUAAACAGCUGCCCCUUCUUUUCUGGAGUGGGGAGGGCACAGCACAGCCCACCUGCUUUCUCAGCGGGCAGGAAGCCAGGGCUUGCCCUCCCUCCUCCCUCCCUGGGUUCUGCCAGCCCUUUGCUAGCUCCACUGCUCUGCCCCUCCAGAGCCCAGCCCCAGCAGCAGUCCCAUUGGUGUCCCGCCAGCAGUCCAUUCUUGGUACUGGAGCAGCAGGAGACCCACUCCCCACCAGAUCUCCUCAUGUCCGUCACUUCUGGCCACUGCUGUCUGUCAUUCUUAGGAGUGUCCAGAUGCCCUCACAGGCGAGAGUGCCCUUUGAGCUCAGAACCUCCUGAGCUGCUGGACUUCCCUGUCUGGGGCUCUAGCUCCCCAAGCUCGCGGGAGGCCCUUUUGGAGUUCUCAGGCUGUUUGGGAUGAUGCCAGGACGUGUGUUCCUGGGCCAGGCAGGCCUGCACUGCACAUAUCGUGACAGUGCCUGGAGCCCAGUGGGCAUGCGGGGCAUAUCUGUGGGAUGGUGUGCAUGGCAAAGUCAGGUGGCUCUGGGGCAUCUUCCAAGGGCUUGAGCACGGCAUUGGGUUCUGCCUGACUCCUGUCUGCUAAGGGAGCCCCCAGCAGCCCUCCACCUCAUCUCCAGGCAAAUUUGUCUGCAUGAUGUUUCACUGGAAUCUUGCAAAUGAUCUUUAGUACUCUAAAGUUAUACAUGCAUAUAGUUUAGAGAGUAAAUGCAUUCUACAAGAUUAAUUAAGAAAAACAGCAAUCCCUGGUGCUCCUCUUUUGCCCUCCCCAGAGCCGAGUACGUCUGAUUCUGAGAGUAGAUUCUUUUGAUGUUUAUCUUUUCUCUAAAUGCUGCAUUGCUACUUGAUUUUUUUAAAGCAUUUAGGCAUUAUAUUGACUUGCAAGAGAUUGAAGUCUCUUUUCACACCUCUGUGUACAGUUACAGGCACGCACACCCCCUCAGGCACUCAUGCACACAUGUGUGUGUACACACGCACACACUUGCACAUGUUACACUGGUGGCAUCCAAGCACACUGUGCACAUGCCACGCCACUUCUCAUCUCCUGCCUGCCUUUCUGGUUUCCCUGGGUUCCUGAUGGCCUUGUGUGCUUGGGUCCUAGACAUAGACCCUUCCACUUCCACCCUUCCUUCUUCCACUCUGUCUCAUGUUUCUUCGUAUCAGUGGUUUGUUGUCUCAUCUUCAUGAGGAAGUCUGUCCAGAACCUUCUAUGGGGCAUGGUCAGUGGGUUGCCCACCUUGUUCAGCCGCAGUCCUGGUUCCCUUUCCUGCCUCCCAGCUGACCUCCUUCCUUAGAUGACCCCUGGUUUUUAUGGAGUGCAUCGUGAAGUCCUCAAGUCUCCAUGGGACUGUGGGGCCUUUGUUAUCUGGGCUUCUUCCUCGGGGGGUGGGGAACAGUGCCGUUGUGUCUGGGCACUGCAGCCAGACUGCCUGGCUCUGAAGCCUGUCUCCUCCAGUCACCAGCUGUGUGACCCUGGGCAAGUUAGCCCAUGUCUCUGGGCCUUCGUUUCCACACUCUGCAAGGCAAAGGUGACCUUGCCAUCUCACAGGGCUUGAGCCUGUGAAGGUGGUGGGCUCAGAUGAGGGCUGCUGCUGUGUGUGGGAGUGCUGUCCGUUAACAGUCAGCUUUCUAGGGUUUCUUUUCAGAAGAGUUUCUCUCUCCUUCAAGUUGGGUCCCCGUGGGUCCUCGCUGUACCCACCUAGGUCCCCCUAUGAGGCCCUGCUGUGGAGGCCUCCUCGAGGGCUGAGGUCUGCCUCACAUGACCUGAUCUAACAUGGAGCCCUGGGCUCCCUAAGCCCCUCUGGGCCAGCAGUCCUCCACAACCUCUCUCCCCUGAGCCAGUCUCUGAGCCCUAUUCCCCGCCCACAGGGCACAAGGCCUCAGGCAGGUCCCCAGGGUUCCCUGGGGCUUGCAGGGUCCCUCUGCCAACUGUAUCUCCUGCAUAGCUGGAUUUCUUUAUACCCAGCGACCAGAUCAGUAUGAGGAUGCAGCUUGCCCCAGACCCAGGUGUGUGGCCGAGCCUGCCUAGAGACUGACGUGAGCACAGUUUUUGUGUUUCUUCCAGCUCUUGAGGACGCUGCCUGCCCUUUCUGCUAUAAGAAGAUGUCGUAUGGGUCCAUCACCAGCGGAGGUGGCCUGGGGACCCGUGGACCUUUCAGGGGAUCCUCAAGGCAAGGCUGUCAGCCUCCAGGACUAGGCGCUGCCUCCAAGGGCCGCCGGACCCUGGAGCCCGCCUCGCCCCCUGCCUCUGGCCCGAGGAAGGACCCUGCUCUGGGGCCCCCUGGCCGGAGGGCGGGACCGAGUGCCAGCCGGGCCAAGAAGAGGAAGCCCAACUUCUGCCUGCAGGAGACGGAGGUGCUGGUGUCCAAGGUCAGCAAGCACCACCAGCUGCUGUUUGGCACGGGGCUGAUGAAGGCCGAGGCCACCCGUAGGUACCGUGUGUGGAGCCGCAUCCUGCAGGCCGUGAAUGCCCUGGGCUACUGCCGCCGUGACGUCGUUGACCUGAAGCACAAGUGGCGGGACCUGCGUGCUGUUGUGCGGCGCAAGCUGGGCGACCUCCAGAAGGCCACCCCUGAUCCUGGCCUGGGCUCCGGCAAGCCACAGGCCUUGGCCCUCACACCUGUGGAGCAGGCAGUGGCCAAGACCUUCUCCUGCCCAGCCCUGCCUGCCGAGGGCAUUGGCCUCGAGCUGCCCAAAGCCACACAGGUUGUUCCUCGUGACCUCCAGGAGCUGAGCCAGGAGACCUCAGCCAGUGUCUUCCAAAUCCACUCCAAUGUGACCUCCUUGGAGAGGAGCCUCCGGUCCUUGGGGACACCGAGUGACACACAGGAGCUUCGGGAUAGCCUGCACGCGAUGCAGCAGGAGACCAACAGAGCCGUGGCGGCCAGUGCUGGUGCCUUGAAGCAGACGUCAGAGCUCCUGCGGGGCUCCUGUCUGGAGCGCCUUCAGCUGGACCGGCUGAAGAUCCAGCUAGCAGAUGCCAUUCAGCGGUACGGAGUGGUCCAAAAGAAAAUUGCAGAAAAGUCCAGAGCACUGCUUCCCACAGCUCAGAGGGGCAUCAAACAGCAGAGUCCCCAGUCCCCCUUUGUGGAGCUGGCUGAUGAUGAGAAGAUCUUUAACGGCGGCGACAACACGUGGCAGGGCCAGGAGCAGGCUCUGCUUCCAGACGUCACCGAGGAGGACUUGGAGGCCAUCCGGCUGCGAGAGGAAGCCAUCCUGCAGGUGGAGAGCAAUUUGCUGGACGUGAACCAGAUCAUCAAGGACUUGGCCUCCAUGGCGUCGGAGCAAGGAGAUGCCGCUGGGUCCAGCAGCAGGAAGGCCACCAGCCGGCAGACCUCCAGCCCCGAGCCAGCAGAGGCAGCCCUGCUACCAGGGGUGGGGCUGGGCACCACACCCCUGCGGCCCAGCAGCCACUCCCGCACCAAGACACGCAAACCCAACUUCAGUCCCCAGGAGACAGAGGUGCUGGUGCGGAGGGUGGCACGCCACUACCCACUGCUGUUCGGGGCACUGCGGAGCACACCUGCUCGGAAGCACCACGUGUGGAGCAGGAUCCUACAGGCUGUGAAUGCGCUGGGCUACUGCCGCCGUGACCUGGGUGACCUCAAGCACAAAUGGAGGGACCUACGAGGGGCCGUGCGCAAGAAACUGGCAGAGAGUCCGGCUCCUGGAUUCAUCCUCACACCUGUGGAACGCAUGGUGGCUGAGACCUUCUCGACCCCAGCCUCCCAGGGCAAGAGCCAGGCAACAACCGACGAGGAAGACGAGGAUGAAACUGCCAACUGCCUGUGGAGACCCCUGAGGACCCCGGAAGGGCCCAGUCCACCUGAACCUGACCCCCUGGACUUCCGAGGAGCUCUCCGUGCAUCCACCUCCUCACCCUCCCUGCCUGCCUCCCUGGCAUCUGUGCCCCCAGGGGCCGCGGGCAUGGGUUCCUUUGGGCCCUCCCCACCUUCCUCAGCACCAGCAUCUACGCUGCCCCUGCCCUCCGGGAGGACCCUGUGCACAGCGUCUGAGGCCUCCGUGUUUGAGCAGCAGCUGCUGGACUCCCACCUGCGGCAGGGUGCCCUGCUGGCCUCCUGGUCGCAGCAGCAGGGUGCGCUGAUGGCCCAGCAGAACCUGCUGCUGCAGCGGCUGGCGGAGCAGAGCCAGCGGCUGGCUGAUGGUGUCGAGGCCCUCAGCCGGACCCUGGAGCGGCUGGUGGCAGUGCGCCCAGCCCAGGAGGGCUCACCCUCCAUCCUAGAAGGUAGCCCUGCUGGUGGAGGGGCCUGUGGACCCACCAGAGGCCCCCAGGACAGUCCCCAGGGUGCCCACCCAGGCCCAGAGGUCUUCUCGGGGCUGAUCCUGAAGGUGGAGGAAGAGCUGUAGGACUGGCCCAGGGUCCCCUUUGGCACCAGGCCAGGGAGAGGACAAGGACUGAGGAAGCCUGGAGAGGGUGUGGGGCGUCUCCCCACGGUGCCUUUCUGUCCCUGGCCUUGGGUGGGUGUGGCGACCUGCCAGUCUGGCCUCAGCACCAACCUGCUGGUCCAGGCCAGGGUCUACUCAGGACAGUGGCAGUGAGUCUGACCUCCCCCUGCCGGCUCCCACUUGAGCCCCCUGGGCCCGUGGCUGCCGUUGGCUGCGGGUCACCUCUGCAGGCCGGCACCAGUGGGGGGAGGUGGGGAAAAGACGCUCAGCCCGGGGCCUCGGAGCCCUGGGGAGUGGGGACUUGGCAGCUGCGCGGGCUCAGAGGGCCCGGGCUCGGCUCCUUGAUUCUGGUUCAGGGGAGCCCCGUCCGUGAGCCUGGAGUUAAUUCUCUUCAAUUUUAUAUCAAUGUCAUAAAUACAUAAAUGCAGACAUGAAUGUUAAUUGGUA